Messenger RNA from Centruroides sculpturatus (bark scorpion), 525 nucleotides. RefSeq lists its product as uncharacterized. The transcript has a single exon. Gene Ontology annotation, molecular function: nucleic acid binding. Lineage: Eukaryota; Metazoa; Arthropoda; Arachnida; Scorpiones; Buthidae. Bases 1 to 525 code for a protein of 174 amino acids. The record is from RefSeq and is a predicted model, not a curated record.
AUGGCCUUAUCUGUUGAGACGCGCGUGGGCGGGGUUCCAACCCCGCCUAGGUUACAGGCAGGGAUGCCACCUGCGGUGACAACUCUGCUGGCACCNUUGGAUGACAGUCAACUCAAAGUGCGAGAGCUAGCAGACAUGGUAGGCAUUUCAAAAAGUGCUGUACAUCGCAUUUUAACUGAAAAUUUGGACAUGAGAAAGCUGUGCGCAAGAUGGGUGCCGCGUUUGCUCACAAUGGGACAAAAACAGCGUCGUGAGGAUGUUUCAAUCGAGUCUUUGGCAAUGUUUCGCAGCAACAAAGCCGCGUUUUUGCGUCGAUUCAUAACCAUGGAUGAAACAUGGGUCCAUCACUUCACACCUGAGACGAAAGAACAGUCGAAACAAUGGACUGAAAGGGGAGAAUCAGCUCCAAAGAAGGAGAAAACAGUUCCAGCUGCUGGCAAGGUCAUGGCGUCAGUUUUUUUGGAUACGCCCAGGAAAAGCAAUCAACGGCAAGUAUUAUGCGAACUUAUUGCAGCGCUUGAGUGA